This is a messenger RNA of Lottia gigantea (owl limpet), 1020 nucleotides long. RefSeq lists its product as hypothetical. Gene Ontology annotation, cellular component: cytosol; membrane. Bases 1 to 1020 code for a protein of 339 amino acids. The record is from RefSeq and is a predicted model, not a curated record. The transcript has 7 exons. NCBI's taxonomy places the organism in Eukaryota, Metazoa, Mollusca, Gastropoda, Lottiidae.
AUGAGAGGCCAAAUAGCAAUCUCACUCUUGAUUUUAGGACAAGUUCUUAUAGACUGUUCAGCAUUACCACACAAUGAUGGUCUCAUAUCUAAGGUUCUUAGUGCCGUUGAAAAGGAAGCUAAUUUUUUCGCUCGGGAUUUCAGUGAUUUAAAUGUUGAUGGAUUAUAUGGACUCAGAGUUGGAGAAGGUCAAAUAAAGGAAGCAGUGAACUUGUGUCGUGAGAAAAAUUGUGGUGAAGUUUUUACUGAAAGAUUAUUCAGAUUAUUGUCUGUCGUAGCCAAAACCGGGGAAAAUGCCAUGCCUUAUAUCAAAGAGGACGAUCCCGAAUACUUUGAACGAUUUCGAUCCGUCAUUGACAAACCAUAUAUGCUGGAGUAUAAACCGCACCAUUUUGAAAAUUUAGAUGAUGUCAAGCUGGGCACAGAAACACAGUACGAUGAAGAAUUUGGUGAUAUGUGUUAUGCCAGAUUGAUGGGUUCAUACGCCAGCCAAGUACCUAAAUGUAAUGUAACAGAUGAAUGUUGGGAUUUUAUGACCCAAGAAAAUACCAGAGCAUAUUUCAUUACUCAUCAAUUACUAUAUUUUAUAUUGUCCCAACAUUUGGGUUGUAAAAAUGCGUUUGAAAAAUACGAAUCCAGUGAGAAACCAGGAGAGGUAUUGAAUAGAUUCUGUAAACAUAUUUAUAAAGAAUCAACAAAUUUAGAAAACAAUCAACAAGUAGCUGAAAAUCAACAAGAUUUAUUUCUAGAACAAUCCUUGUUAUGUGGAACUCUGGGAUUUGAAGAUUUUGAGAGAAAAGACUGGAUGAACAUGGUGUUAAAAUGGCAGAGAAGUGAUGGAUGUUUUGGUAUGAGCCCAACAAACUACCUCAAAGAUUUAGAAAGAAUUAUCAAAACUUCUGGUGGUCGAAGAAAAUUGUUACGAGAAUCGUCUAUGAAAGAUGGUUGUCUGUCACACAAGUCAGGAUUGGGUUUUGGAGUACUAUCUGUUUAUUUACGAUAUCUUGUUGAAAAGUUAUAA